AACGCCACGUCCGAAACCUCUUCGUAACGCCAAUCUCUCUCCUGCCUGCGACCUCCUCCCUAUUUGAUCUGUCUCUCUCUCUCUCUCUCUCUCUCUCUCUCUCAUCAGAUCGAAAACUCUGAAACACAUUUCCGAACGAUCAGGUUUCCACAAAACCAGACUCUCCGGGGGUCCGCCUACUCCGGUAUCGAAAGGAUUGGAUACUUUAGUUUGUGCAAAACAACAUGGGAGGUGGGUUUAGGGUGCUUCAUCUAGUCCGACCAUUCCUUUCCUUUUUGCCUGAAGUUCAGAGUGCUGACAGGAAGGUUCCAUUCAGAGAGAAGGUUAUAUACACUGUGAUCUCUCUCUUCAUUUUUCUGGUAUGCAGUCAACUCCCUCUGUAUGGCAUACACUCUACCACAGGUGCAGAUCCAUUUUAUUGGAUGCGUGUUAUUCUUGCCUCGAAUCGUGGGACUGUCAUGGAGCUUGGUAUCACUCCCAUUGUGACAUCUGGACUAGUUAUGCAACUCUUGGCUGGAUCCAAGAUCAUUGAAGUGGACAAUAAUGUACGGGAGGAUCGUGCCCUCUUAAAUGGUGCACAGAAGUUACUGGGCAUUUUGAUUGCCGUUGGUGAGGCAGUUGCAUAUGUUCUCUCUGGGAUGUAUGGAAGUGUUAACCAACUUGGAGUUGGAAAUGCCAUUCUUAUUAUCCUCCAACUCUGCUUUGCUGGUAUUAUUGUGAUAUGUUUGGAUGAACUUCUUCAAAAAGGUUAUGGUCUGGGCUCGGGAAUAUCCCUUUUCAUAGCAACCAACAUCUGUGAGAGCAUUAUAUGGAAAGCAUUUAGUCCCACCACAAUUAAUAGUGGACGUGGAGCUGAAUUUGAAGGUGCCAUUAUUGCUUUGUUCCACCUGCUAAUUACUCGGACUGACAAGGUUCGUGCACUCCGAGAGGCAUUUUACCGGCAGAACCUUCCGAACGUUACAAAUUUGCUCGCUACUGUGUUGAUCUUCCUUGUUGUUAUCUACUUCCAAGGGUUCCGUGUGGUCUUGCCUGUGAGAUCAAAGAAUGCCCGUGGACAGCAAGGUUCAUAUCCGAUAAAACUGUUCUACACCUCCAAUAUGCCCAUCAUUCUGCAGUCUGCCCUUGUCUCCAAUCUUUACUUCAUUUCCCAGUUGCUUUACAGGAGGUUCAGUGGAAAUUUCAUUGUCAACUUGCUGGGUAAGUGGCAGGAAUCUGAAUAUUCUGGCCAAUCUAUCCCUGUUGGCGGUCUUGUGUAUUAUAUAACUGCUCCAUCAAGCUUGGCCGACAUGGCAGCCAAUCCUUUCCAUGCGCUAUUUUACAUCGUGUUCAUGUUGUCAGCCUGUGCUCUGUUCUCAAAAACUUGGAUUGAAGUAUCUGGUUCCUCUGCUAGAGACGUGGCUAAGCAGCUCAAGGAACAACAAAUGGUGAUGCCUGGCCACCGAGAAUCAAAUCUACAAAAGGAACUGAACCGCUACAUUCCCACUGCAGCAGCAUUUGGGGGCGUGUGUAUCGGUGCACUCACAGUUUUGGCCGAUUUUAUGGGAGCAAUUGGUUCAGGGACUGGGAUUCUGCUAGCAGUCACAAUCAUAUAUCAGUACUUUGAAACGUUCGAAAAGGAGAAAGCCAGUGAGCUUGGUUUCUUUGGCUUCUAAGCUUUUAUAGAUUUUUGAACAAUGGUUGGCUACUGCGACAGGCUGCCGGCAGUUUUGGUGAGCUGAGAGAUGCAAGUAGAUUUUCAAUUCGACAAUACCGUUUUCAAACUUGAGCUUGUAGGUUAGUCUGUAGUCUGUCUCUAACCUUUUUUGAGAAAAUAUCGGCAGCUCUCUCACUAAUCUUGUCUAUGGUAGAGGUUGACACCACCCCUGAGAGAGAAGUGCUUUACCUAGAGCAAUGCUUGUCAAAAAAAAUUUGCUUCUGUCCCUCGAGUUAUCAAUUGGAUUUUAUAAAUUCCAAGAGUUCCUAGAGUUCA
Messenger RNA from Rhododendron vialii, 1969 nucleotides. RefSeq lists its product as uncharacterized. The record is from RefSeq and is a predicted model, not a curated record. Gene Ontology annotation, biological process: post-translational protein targeting to membrane, translocation; SRP-dependent cotranslational protein targeting to membrane, translocation. Gene Ontology annotation, cellular component: Sec61 translocon complex; membrane. The transcript is spliced from 7 exons. NCBI's taxonomy places the organism in Eukaryota, Viridiplantae, Streptophyta, Magnoliopsida, Ericales, Ericaceae. The coding region runs from base 225 to 1652 and encodes 475 amino acids. Gene Ontology annotation, molecular function: ribosome binding; signal sequence receptor activity; transmembrane protein transporter activity.